Molecule: messenger RNA, 3255 nt
Organism: Puccinia triticina
Lineage: Eukaryota; Fungi; Basidiomycota; Pucciniomycetes; Pucciniales; Pucciniaceae
Exons: 18
Coding region: 1-3255 (1084 amino acids)
Source: RefSeq, a predicted model, not a curated record
AUGGCCAGUUGUACAUCCUGCAAGUCAAAGAUUUCAGGCAUGACAACCAACCUGUUCUAUGCGAUCGUCGUGAUUGGCUUGGUCUCCUGUUUACCUUCAGUUUCCGCUUUUGGUUCAGGUAACAUCCCCGACGCGGCUUAUCUCAAGGGAAAGGCCUGGAGACAUGGAGACAUUGAAGACUCCUUGGAAGGUCUUGUCAAAGUCGCGGGCCAGGGCGGGGGUGCAAUUGUCGGUGCGAUUGCUAGUGCUCUCUUGGGAGCAGCUUCAGGCAAGAUCGGGGGUGGAUCUAAAGGAGGGAAAAAGUUUACGGGCUUAGAUGUCAAGAGAGUUUAUUUUGGAAACUGGCUGCGUGAUCUCUCGCAAGUUUGCGAUAUAGCUGGAUUCAAAGCGAUGACUCCGGAAUCGCUGGUCAUAUGCAUUAUGACGAUGGGCUUCUUAAGCUUUGGUUACGCAACCCGUGAAUUCCAGGUGACACGAGAGCGACUUUCAGUUUAUUUACUCACAGAACAUAUUGAUAACCCAAAAGGAUACGCUGAAGGAGAAGAUCCACGAAAAUACGAUCCCCGCCUUCGACCUCCAGUCGAUGAAGCGCGUGAACUCCGAGUCGACGAAAGAAAUGGCAUGAAGAUGUACAUCGCAUCGGAAGACCAAGGAUUCGACACGUCCACAGCUUGUAUUCGCAGAGUGUUCCGACAAUGUAUUGAGCUUGGACGCCAAGCCCGACGAGAAGGAAAUGAAGAGAAGGAAUUUGAAAGUUUCCGCUUGCUUGGUACCGGUCUUCAUACAUUGGAAGACUUUUCUGCUCAUAGUAAUUGGUGCGAGCUAGCCUUGCAAAAGCUUGGUCACAAGCAGGUGUUUGCCCACGUCGGAGAGAAUGUAAAAGUCAACAGUCCCGAUGGUCUAGUACCCCCCUUGGUGACUGGAACAUUCGCUGGAGCUGAUUUUUGCUUUUCGAUGCUUGGCGAGGCUAGCGACAAACUUUCGUCUGCUUCCAUUGCCGAUUUGACUGCGCAAUUAGAUGGUGCCCAAGAUGCAAAUAAGAAGCCUGGGGGUAUCAAUCUGAACGUUAUCAAGUCUUUGCUGAGCAAGCUUCCGUUAGGCGGGGGAAACUCAGACGUCCAGAACGAUUUGGACAAAAUGGAUGAGAAAAAGAAUGCAUUCGAUCUUGAUGGCCGCAUUGAUCAACUAGCACCAGAGGAGCUUCAAGCAAAAAUCUGGGAGCUCUUCAAAGUCCGUGAUAAUUUGAUGCGUCGGAUUGAGGAGCUCAUCCAAGGAAUUCCCGGCCUGAGCUCGAUGUUAGACAAUCUGGCUUUGUCCCUCGCGCAGUGGAUCAUGGUCACAAUUGAUCCCUUCGUGAGACCGAUCCUUCUACAAGCAAGUGCUGCUAUUGGACAAGGGAGUGAGGCCGUCAUCUCAGGCAACGAUCAAUGGACUGUUUUCAACGAUCCCAAUGCUUCGGAUCCCACUCACAGUGUUUUGGCGAAGGACCAUUUCUCGAAUAUUCUCAAUGAUCCUGCCGGAAACGUUUCGGUUAUCAUUGUCAAAUACACUGUUGGUCUGAUGGUCGAGGCUUGGAGCAAUGAUGAAAACCCCGACAGGGUCAUCGAUAGCAUUCUGGAAGCCAUCCAUCACCCCAAUUUCGCUAAUCGAAAUUCCAAGAUUCAGAGGGAAAUGAUAGAGUAUAUGCAAAAAUGGUUGCACGAGAUGGACCGAGAUGAGAGAGAAUUGACUAUCAAUAGCCUGACAAAGGACAGUGUUCGGAACCAUCGGAAUCAGCGCAAAACUACGAAAGGCGGUGUUGAUCCGCGUAUCGAAGGUGGGGCCCCUUCCCAUGGGCAUUCACAUCCUGCCUAUCAGCAAGCUUCUCAGCUCGGAGGUGCCAAUCCGCAAAGUCAAUAUGGGGCCGUUGGCUCUCAGUCUCAAGCUCAACAUAACGCGAGCUAUAAAUCAAGUGGAAUUAGUUCUCAGUCUCAAGGGAAUUACGGUAGCUCCAAUUCCCCAGGUCAUAACAGUUCGCAAUCCAAAGUUUCGUAUGGUCAGUCCCAGGGCCAAUUUGGUAGCGCCCAAUCUGGCUACGGACACCAAAGUUCUGUAAACCAAAGUGCUUAUGGGAUUUCUAAGCAACACGAGAGCGCGUCUGGACGCAACGAAGAAAACUAUGGUCGGUCGGGUCACCACCAGAACCCACAAUCGAGUGGCCACUCCGGAGACAGGACUGAGGUUUAUCCAUCUCGUGGCGAGCGAAACGAUCGAGACAAUUACUCUCCUGGUCGCCUGCACGAGCAGAGUUCUCAUUCGCAAUCCCGUGUCUCGUCGGCCCACGCAGAGCACGGACGCGACAACUACUCCCGAGAUACUGGAAGUUUCGGCGUGUCGCACCAAACCACCCAGGAAAAUAAUUCCGGCAGCUACCAGAUGCCUUCUGCUCGACAUGAAAACGUCAAGCCUAGCUCUGGCCACACUUACCAACGACAAGAUGACUACGCGGUAGGAUCUGGGCAAAGGCAAGAUUAUUCUGGCCAAGUAACUUCCCAAGCCGAGUAUGGCGGCUCACGAACCGCAUUCCCCAAACCUCACCAGGAAACAUCCUACGGCGACCAUAAUGAUCUCGGUAGCGGUAGAAUCGGUUCAGGUUAUGGCUCUGCGCAGAACCGUCGGCAUGGCGAGGAUUCUGAUUCCUAUUCCAACCCUGCCUUUCCGCAAGCCCAUAACAGCGGCAGUCAAUCGACCUACGGGUACAGCGAUGAGCAUACCGGUGGCUCCUAUAACAGUGGUACUGGGUCUGGGCGCCGCAAUGAUUAUGAUGCCAACCCUUCAUUUCCUCAAGCCCAACACAGCGGUUACGAGUCGUCCUACCAAAGCACUGGUGGUCACGCCAAUCAAUCGACAUACGGCACUUAUUCGGGUGGCACUGAACCUGCUCACCACUCUUCAUCCAAUUAUGGAAAUCCCGUUCGCGACGAAGGUAGACGUCAUGAAGACUCGGGUUACAGCCACAGAGGCUCGGAUAAGCAUGCGAAUCGACAUCACCGCAGCGCCAGUAAAGACAGCAAGAGUUCUAACGAUAGUCACGGCAGCAAAAAGAACAAGCAUAAACAUGAUAAGCAUAAAGGAAACAGGUCUCCUGAGCAAAAUCGAGGCUAUCAAUCAGCCUAUCAAGGUGGUCAAGAAGAUCGUUCAUACGAUAGAAACAAUCAAGCGGAUGACUAUGGCGUAGGCCGACUGAACAUGCAAGAUAACUACUCAAGAAGAUAA